This is a messenger RNA of Penicillium atrosanguineum, 1197 nucleotides long. Its product is annotated as NAD(P)-binding protein. NCBI's taxonomy places the organism in Eukaryota, Fungi, Ascomycota, Eurotiomycetes, Eurotiales, Aspergillaceae. The transcript has 4 exons. Bases 1 to 1197 code for a protein of 398 amino acids. The record is from RefSeq and is a predicted model, not a curated record.
AUGUUUGGCACGCUGGUCUCCACUGACAUUGACCGAGAGACCUUGGAGUACAUUGAGAACCCAGAUCCUGUUGCUGCAGUCAGCCGUAACGUCCAAGACAAUAUACGCAUUGCUUCGAUAGGACUCGAGUGCGUGUAUCCAGAAAACCAGGGGCGGAACAAACGACAGGAAAACAGCAAAAGCCAUCGUACAGCGAUUCGGCGUAACUCCAACGUCCCGACCCAGAUUGUAUGCGAUGAAGCAGAGCCUUGCGCCAGAGACGGCCAUGCAAAGUACGGCCAAGAAUUGGCAGUGGAUGACUUGCACGACAAUAAGUUUGACGGGUGCAUCGACGAGUCUCUGUUUACGCCUUGGAUUAUGGAUACUCCCAUGCAGCACAGUUUAGACAGCAGAUCUUGCUCGAGCAGCAGUGGCAUUCCAACCCCAAGAAGUCGCAGUGCCACGGUGGCGCCGCCCGAUCAGCUUCCGGAGCUAUCGACGGCAGAUAUGUCCUUGGUGUCGCUACUCAGGCCGUCGACUACGGCUAGCGCAGGCGAUUCAGCACAUUGGCAAGGACCUCACAUGGCGCAUGACGAUAUCAGUUGGGCGACGGCUGUCGAUGGACACGGUACGGUAGGCCCGACAUCGGAACCGCUGUCUCGAGAGCCUUGGGGCAAAACGCGCACAGAAUCCGACAGCUGUUGUCUGCUGAGCUCUGUAUCUUUUCUCUCAAGACUCUCCUCCAGAACUGCUUCGCGCGAGAACCGUAUAGACCUAUUACUCGCCGACGUUCGGAAUUCUAUUGAAACCUUGGCGAUAUUCAUAUCAUGUGAGAGAUGUGCUGCUCGAGUAGAGCAGAACAUGUUGCUCGCUAUGGCGGCCCGCCAAAUAGGCGCCAUCUGCGGAAAGAUGGCCAACUGUUGCAAGGCCAUGCAUCGGUGUGGCCUCAGCGACACUGACUCAUCUCAGCAGAAACCCGAGUUUGUUGCCUCUCCGGUUCCCAUCGAUAUUUCCGUGUCGACAUAUCGCGUGAGCCGACGUGAGAGGCUACACUUGCUUGAAAGCCUUGUGACUCUCCAGAUUAUGGAUUUUCAACGGCACAUCAACACAAUCAAGUCUCGAUAUCGCAAUCGGCCAAAUAAAGGCCAAGCAGAAGCCCUGAAUGAAGCAGAGAACUAUGUCAAGUUAGCACAGGUUUCUAUCAGCAAUCAUUUAUGA